Papilio xuthus (Asian swallowtail) is the source of this 722-nucleotide messenger RNA. It is a transcript of the gene CPR126, whose product is annotated as cuticular protein RR-2 motif 126. The record is from RefSeq and is a predicted model, not a curated record. Lineage: Eukaryota; Metazoa; Arthropoda; Insecta; Lepidoptera; Papilionidae. The coding region runs from base 68 to 478 and encodes 136 amino acids. The transcript has 4 exons. Gene Ontology annotation, cellular component: extracellular matrix.
AGUGUCAGUUCAGCUCCUGUCAGCGUCGCUGAAGAGGACGAAAGUGACCUACUGUGAUAAAAACAUAAUGCGUGCUUUCCAAGUGUUGGUAUUGGUUGCGGUCUGUGUCGCUGCAAACGCAGGCUACAUUGGCUACGCUGAUGCAGGUUAUGGGGGGCUUCAAGGAUACUCGGAUGGAGGAUACCAAGGAGCUGAUGACGGACAUGCCGAUUAUUACGCUUAUCCCAAAUAUGCCUACGAUUAUUCUGUAAGUGACCCACACACUGGAGACCACAAAUCCCAGUGGGAGUCUCGCGAUGGCGAUGUUGUUAAAGGUGCAUAUACAUUAGCCGAACCAGAUGGCACCACUCGUAUAGUAGAGUAUACCGCUGACAAACACAACGGAUUCAAUGCAGUCGUCAAGCGUAUCGGACACGCUCAACAUCCACAAGUCUACAACACACACAAUGACGGUGCUGGUUACUACGGAUACCACUAGAUGGCGCUAUUAUAAAAAAUAGUCUCACUACAGAUAGUGAUGUACAAAUAAAUAACUACAAACUUCGUAUGUGUAUCGCAUAAUUGAAAAAUGUUUCAAGCAUUUAUAAUUAUGCGAUAUUUGUAUUUGUAAAUAUUCCUGCCAUCUGAUACCUAUUUAUUCUUGUUUAUUAGCAUGUAAGAUUUUGACGGUAAAAUUGUUGCUGUUCUUUAAGACCAAAACAAAAUAUAUAAUUUGUAAUACA